Molecule: messenger RNA, 2451 nt
Organism: Exserohilum turcica Et28A
Lineage: Eukaryota; Fungi; Ascomycota; Dothideomycetes; Pleosporales; Pleosporaceae
Product: glycoside hydrolase family 3 protein
Exons: 2
Coding region: 1-2451 (816 amino acids)
Biological process (GO): glucan catabolic process
Molecular function (GO): beta-glucosidase activity
Source: RefSeq, a predicted model, not a curated record
AUGGCGCCUUCCGUUCUAUCCGCCGUGCUUUCGGGCUCUGCCCUAUUGGCUGCAGUCAAUGCUCAGAACUUUGCUGGUGGUGGCCGUGGUGAAGAGGCUUUCAAGUAUGUUCAGCCGCUUAACACCACCAUCCUGACCGAGUAUGGCUCCUCGCCCGCGGUGUACCCUUCACCAAAGACGACUGGUGCCGGUUGGGAGAUGGGCGUUGAGAAGGCGAAAGCUUUCAUUGCUAAACUUACUCUCGAGGAGAAGGCUGAUAUGGUCACCGGCCAAGCCGGACCUUGUGUUGGCAACAUUGUUGCUGUUCCUCGUCUGGGCUUCCCUGGUCUUUGUCUCCAGGAUGGUCCUCUUGCCUUCCGUGUGGCUGACUACGCAAGCGUCUUCUCCGCCGGUGUGUCUGCCGGAGCCACAUGGGACAAGGACAUCAUGUAUGAACGCGGUUAUGCUAUGGGCCAAGAGUUCAGGGCAAAGGGAGCUCACGUUAUGCUGGGCCCCGUUGCAGGACCUCUUGGACGUUCCGCCUACGCCGGCCGCAACUGGGAGGGCUUCUCCUCAGACCCUUACCUCAGCGGUGUAGCCAUGGAGCAGACCAUCUUGGCUGCUCAGGACGCAGGUGUGCAAUCUUGCGCUAAGCAUUGGGUUGGCAAUGAGCAAGAGAUUAUGCGCAACCCUACCUACAUGACCAACGACACAACCGCGCAGAAGCAGGCUGCUAUUUCAUCCAAUAUCGAUGACCGCACUAUGCACGAGCUCUACAUGUGGCCAUUCGCCAACGCUGUCAAGGCUCGCGCUGCCAGCUUCAUGUGCUCGUACCAGCGAAUCAACGGAUCCUACGGAUGCCAGAACUCUGCUUCGCAGAACGGUCUGCUCAAGACUGAGCUUGGUUUCCAAGGAUACGUCAUGUCCGACUGGGGUGCGACUCACUCGGGUGUUGCCUCGAUCGAGGCCGGUCUUGACAUGGACAUGCCUGGAGGUCUCGGUGCUUACGGCAUGAACUUUGGCGUCCCAUCAUACUUUGGCGGCAACAUUACUAUGGCUGUCAACAACGGUACUCUGAACGAGUCUCGCCUCGACGACAUGGUUCUCCGUAUCUUGACCCCUUACUUCCAGCUCGGCCAAGACAAGGACUUCCCAUCCGUUGACCCUUCGACUGCUGAUCUCAACACUUUCUCUCCUCGCAGCACCUGGACCCGCGAGUUCAACCUAACUGGCGAGGUCAGCCGUGAUGUCCGCGGCAGCCACGCCGAGUUGAUCCGUCGCCACGGUGCUGCCGGCACUGUUCUGCUGAAGAACGAGGGUCGCACCCUGCCUCUCAAGGCUCCCCGCAAUGUUGCAGUCUUUGGAAACGAUGCUGGAGACCCAGUCCGCAGCUCUGUCAUCAACCAGCAGAACUACGAAUUCGGCAGUCUGUUCUCUGGUGGUGGCUCUGGUACCGGUCAGUUCACCUUUAUGGUUUCGCCACUUUCUGCCAUCCAGCAGCGUGUUAAGAACGACGGUGGUAUCGUUCAGUACUUCUUGAACAACACCUACAUCGCCAACAACAACGUCAGCACCCUGCUUAUCCCACGCGGUAUCCCCGAUGUCUGCAUUGUCAUGCUCAAGACCUGGGCCGAGGAGGGCAAUGACCGCUCUCACCUCGCAUCUGACUGGGAUGGUGAUGACGUUGUCGAGUCCGUUGCAUCCUACUGCAACAACACCGUUGUCGUUACCCACUCAGCUGGUAUCAACACCCUGCCAUGGUCCGACCACCCCAACGUCACCGCCAUCGUGGCCGCCCACUUCCCUGGUGAAGAAUCCGGCAACUCUCUCGUCGACAUCCUCUACGGCGACGUCAACCCCUCUGGCCAUCUCCCCUACACCAUCGCGAUGCAGGGCAACGAGUACAACGCUCCUCCCACCACCGAGAUCCAAACCGACGGCUUCUACGACUGGCAAAGCUGGUUCGACGAGAAGCUUGAAGUCGACUACCGCCACUUUGACAUGCACAACAUGUCUGUGCGCUACGAAUUCGGUUUCGGUCUCUCCUACACCACCUUCUCCAUCGCAGACAUCAAGUCGUCUCCUCUCGAGCAAAACAUCGCUUCCCACCCAGAGAACCUGCCCAUCCAGCCCGGCGGCAACCCCGCUCUCUGGGCAUCUCUCUACAACGUCACCGUUUCUGUUUCCAACACGGGCGAUGUCGCCGGCGCCGCUGUGCCCCAGCUCUACGUCGGUCUUCCCUCCUCCGCCCCUGCCGGCACCCCCGUGCGCCAGCUCCGCGGCUUCGAGAAGGUGUACCUCGAGAAGGGCGAGACGCAGAGCGUCACCUUUGAGCUCAUGCGCAGGGACCUGAGCUACUGGGACAUCGUCAGCCAGCAGUGGGUCAUCCCCGAGGGUGAAUUCACCAUCUGGGUUGGCCACAGCAGCCGUGACUUGAAGGUCAAGGAUACCUUUACUGUUGUUUCACAGUAA